Messenger RNA from Oncorhynchus nerka (sockeye salmon), 311 nucleotides. RefSeq names its product ankyrin repeat and IBR domain-containing protein 1-like. Bases 48 to 311 code for a protein of 87 amino acids. The record is from RefSeq and is a predicted model, not a curated record. Lineage: Eukaryota; Metazoa; Chordata; Actinopteri; Salmoniformes; Salmonidae. The transcript has 4 exons.
GCUUCUUCCUGGAGAUCAAAUCCACCAAGAAAGAGAUUUUUGAACUUAUGCAGACUGACUUGGAGAUGGUGACAGAGGACCUAGCUCAGAAAGUCAACCGUCCUUACCUCCGAACUCCCCGUCAUAAGAUCAUCAGAGCGGCCUGUUUGGUGCAGCAGAAGAGACAGGAGUUCCUGGCCUCCGUCGCCCGGGGGGUGGCCCCCAGCGACUCCCCAGAGGCCCCUAGACGCAGUUUUGGAGGUGGCACAUGGGACUGGGAGUAUUUGGGCUUUGCAUCUCCUGAGGUAUGUGUCUACCUGGUGUUACUAUAG